This is a messenger RNA of Musca domestica (house fly), 6166 nucleotides long. Its product is annotated as mucin-2. The record is from RefSeq and is a predicted model, not a curated record. Lineage: Eukaryota; Metazoa; Arthropoda; Insecta; Diptera; Muscidae. The transcript is spliced from 6 exons. The coding region runs from base 603 to 5531 and encodes 1642 amino acids.
AAAGAAACGCAAACGAUGCAGACGCAUUCGAACGGGAAAUAAAACAAACUGUUUGCAAAGAAAAAGAGUAGUUGAUAAAAAAAAAUAAUUUUUGAAAUUGUUUUGAAAAUUAUCAAAAAAAAACUCGUUGACGGUUAUUUUCGAAAAAUAAUAAGGAAGCCAAUACAAACCUGUGUGUGUGAGUGUUCCAGAAACGUCACCAACAACUUCCUGUUCUUUGGAUAUUUGAAAACUAAUAGAACAGAUUACAAUAAAUUAAUAAAAAUUCCACACAUCAAAUAAAUUGGAUUUAUUGAAAAUCAAUGCUAAGGAGUUGAAGUGAAAUAUUAAAAAAAAAUAGUGAAAAUAACCAAAAAAAAAAGAAAUCGAAAGAAAACAAACGAAAUUUUCUUAAAAAACCAACUGCCAACAAGUUUGUGAAAUUUGCCGUUAAAUUGCUUCGCAUUUUAUUUCGGUCGAUUUGAAUUGAAUUUUACUUUUCUUUUCAAACGUGCGUGUAACAAGUUCGCUUGCCGCUUAUGUUUUGAGAUUUUAUUUUCUGUACAAAAAAACACACAUUUUUUGUUUCAAUCCAAUUGCUUUCGUUAUUUUAUGGCUUUGCAAUGAUGACGAGACACCUGCAAUUCUUGUGUGCCACCACUUGUUUAUGGCUCUUGGCCACGGCCCAACAACCCUCUUCGUUCGACAAAUGGUCACGUCAACUGGAGGCUGCCAGUCCGGCAGUAUCGGAUAGUUUCGAUUGGGUGCCAUUGUCUCAGUCGGCGGAUAGUACACCAGAAACCAAGGAUCGUUCGGCCAAUGGUCGUGUUCUCACCUAUUCCCAAUCCUUCCCGCCCAGUUCGAAAUUUAGUGAAUUGUCAAAGGGUCUUCCAUUUGGCAGUUCCCCGCAAUCGGCAAAACCCACACCAUUUGAUUUUCCCUUCCAAUUCCAAUCGUUUGGCAAUGCUCCCCAGACCCAAUCGCUGAGACAACCUAGCUCACCGCUAAAGGCUCAAGAUCCAACCUCGCAAUCGUUUUUCAAAUUUGAAAUGCCUUUCAAUCAACAGAGUGCCCGUCCCGCCCAAUUGGCUGCCCCUGGUGUAAAUACUGGCUAUCAAAUUUCUCAUGCUUUUGGAGGUGGCGCCCAAGCAACUUUGUUCAGUUCACCGCUGUUCAAUCAACAACCUGCCUUCCCACCAGAAUUCCACCCAGUGCCUCAGAAACCCUUUAGCCAGCAAUUACAACAGCCACAGAAGCCUUCCUUCCUGCAGCCGAAUGUUAUUGAGGAUUCUUUGUCGUUGAAGAAUUUCUUUAAGGAAAACAAACCAUUGCCCACACCAUCAUCAUCGCUCCAGGCGGUUACACCUCAAGUUUUCCCCACCAAUCCACCGGCCGAAUCGUCUUUCCCCCUGAGAAAUAAUUUCAACAAUUUACCAUCGGCCUCGGGACCAGCUGGUCCUCAAGACUCUCAGUUCCUGUAUGUGCCCUACAAUGAUGUUUUCAAUUUCCCCGCUCCCCAGGCCCAACCUUCGGUACAGCAACAACAACAACCACAACAGCCACAAAAUCCUUUUGAACAAAAUACCAAAUUCGGUUCUAAUCUUCCCACCGUAAACCCCUAUCAAAUAAAUCAGUUCUAUACUCCAGAUCCCAUUGCUCCUGCUCAGCCUCAGAAUAAUUUGUUUGCCAUUACAACGACCACUAUUAAGCCCCAAACUACCUCCCUGAAACCCUCCAACAUUUUCCAGAGCUAUGUUAGUCCACAAUUCACCACCCCGGCCCCGAAACCCAAACCAAAGGCCCAUCAACCGGCCUUGGCCAUGUUCCUUUACCGCAGCUCGGCCAGACCCACCCAAACCGAUGUGGUUGAAGCCUUGGCCUCAGCCAAGAAUAUUGCCGUCAUUGAUGCUCCCUCUCAAAAUACUCCCGAUAUCUUUGUUGGACCCGCCGGUAUGCCCACUCCUGGUGGCUUCACCAAAUUCGAUUUGCCCUAUUUGUCGCAACUACAAAGUGGAGGUCAGGACAUCAAUGACAUACCCUACUUUGUGGCUCCAUUGAGUUAUCGUACACCUGGAGGCUUCCACAAGAUCUUGUUGCCAGAGCCCCAUGUAGGUUCGAUUGUGGUCAACUUGGCCAAGCAACGACCUCCAACCUCCGCCCAGCCCCAGCAAACAAAUGUCUACUAUCAACCCCAGUUGCAAGAUGUUCCUGCCACAACUCAACGUCCUCAGACCACCACCCAAGCCAAUGUGUACUAUCAACCCCAAUUGCAGGAGGUUCAAACUUCGACUCAUCGUCCACGUCAAAGAGUGAAGGGCAAUGCCAAUCGUGGCAACAAAUAUAGCUAUUAUCUGGAUCAAGAUGCCAUACAAGAAGUUUCCUCACCACAAAUCACCCAAAAGGAACGGCCCAAAAAGAAACGUCCCCAGACCUCGGUGAAGGUGGAACAGAACGGUUUCAAUCAGCAGUUGAGUAAUCCCUAUGCCCAAUUCAAUCCCAUACCCAAUCAAAUUACCGGCGAUGAUUACUACAAGGUUGCCACCAAACCAAGCACCACAUCGUCGACAAGCACCACCACUACCACAACUUCUACUACCUCUACCACGGCCGCUCCACAGACAUACUUUACAUACAAUACUCAGGCUCAGGUUGAAUUCCCCGGAUCCAGUGGCCAUUUGUAUCACAAUGUUAAUCAACCCGCUCCCCAGGAAGAGAACCCCCGUCUAACAACCAGACCUACGUUGGGCGCCACCACCGCUGAGGAAGAAUAUCGCAUGAAACAAUACUACAAACAACAAGAUGCCAUACGUAAUCGUCCUAAGCUUGUGGCCCAAACCAACUCACCUUACGACCAAGUCCAAUACACCCCCGUCAGCUUGGAAUAUGAAGUUUCGCCCAAGACCACCACCGUUAAGCCACGUAUUACCUUCUUUAGUCCCACAGUGGGUCCUGCAACUGAGGAAGACUUCAAUACCCUGCCACCAAGACAACAAGUUGCCAACAAUAACAACAACAAUUUGCCUGCCAAUCAUCGUCCUUCCUAUGUGCAAAAUGAGAUUACCGACAGUCCUGUGGAAUAUGAACCCAAUCCAUAUCAACUACCCUCGGAAUUGCCUUCAUUGACACCCAGCUUGCCUGGUUUGGUAAACAAUCUCAAGGAUAUGAAACAACAGCAACAACAACAACAACAGAACGCCAAUGAAGAACAGACAACGGUAACACCCAGUGUGGAGCAGGAAACCACCACAAGGCCCACACGUCGUCCCAUACAUCGAGUGAGAAAACCGACCAAGGCCAGCAACACUGUGGACAACAAUGAAAACUCGGAUACUGAAACCUUUACCCGCAGGCCAUUGAAUCGUGUACGAAGACCAUUUGGUUCGCGCAACACCAUCGGCUCCGCCAUUAACACCAAUUUGGAUAGUAGCAACAACAAUAGAAAUAAUGACGAUAAUGAUGCAGCCACCACUAGCACAACGAGACGUCCCUCUGGGUCCCGCAACCCCUUGGUACGCAAUCCCAAUCGCAUACGCUAUCAACCCACGCCCGAGGAACGACAAACCCUGAGAAUCAAACAGAAAAAGAAGUAUGGCGGCUCCUCCAAAGUUGUGGAACAAACCGAAGAUUUGGACUAUCAGCGUGAUGUGUUGAAACAAAAUUACCCCGUCAUCAGACCAGCUGGUGGACGUACACCCAGCAGUCCCACUGCCAGACCCAGUUCAUAUGACAUUACCACCACCGAAGCACCCACAUCGGAAACGCAACAAGUCUACACCGUGACACCCAGCAAUCACAUUGACAACGAACAGGUCUUCCCCGCAGGACUCUUGGAACCCAUGCAAAUCGCUCAGCAGUACAAUCAAUAUAAGGAUAAUUAUGGCCCUGGUUAUUUCCCCAAUCAAGAGGAUUUGAAUCCAACGGAACCGGUGCGGAAUGAAAUAAAUCCAGUUUAUACCACAUAUCCAACCACAACACCGGCACCGGCACCGGCCACUGAACCGCCAACCACAACGACAACCACGACCACAACUACGACAACAACCACAACUGAGGCUCCAGUCGUCACGACAACAAGACGUUCGCCAUUUGUUCGCAGAAAUUAUCCUAGGACUAGGCCAACAACCACUGAGGCACCAACGACGACAACACCCACACCCGAGGAGAGACCAUCGAUCCGCAAUCGUUUGCCUCCCCGCAAGGUAAUAAGAGUGCGCACCCGUACCCGUCGCCCACAGCACCCCGCCUCAACAUCGGCCGCUCCCGAAGAAGAAAAUCAAGCUACCGAGGAACCCAGACAAAAUUAUCGUAAAUUGAAUCGUUUCAAUCAGGAUCUCUAUGACAAUGAGCAGACCCCCAGACGUCGUUAUAAGAAUAAAUUCCAAUUGGAGGGACAAGAAUCCCAGUGGUCACCGGCGGUUAAGGUUGGACCCACAAACAACUUUAAACCCAUUAAUCCCAAAACACACAACAGCAAUCGCCACCGGUUUGAAGAUGAACCUGAAAUUGUAACGGUGGGACCUAAUGGUGAGGGUCAGGACAACUAUGAGGUCAAAGUCUCGGCCAAUUUGGCACCAACUGGCAGCAGUGGUGUGCAAAUGAAGGAACCAAAUUUGAAACCCGAAAAAUCCUUUGCUGAACUUCUGGAAGAAGUCAUGGGAAAGGCAACCGAAGAUAAGACUGUCGAAAGCACCACAGCAUCCUCUGCCACCUCGACAGAUGGUACCUAUUUCGAUGCCCAAAAGACAACCAUUGCAAAUCGUUUAAAUCGCCGUGGCAAAUGGAAGAAGACCCGUGUUGUGGCCACAUCCAAUACGAAUGGCGAAAGCUUCGAAACUGCCGAAUCUCAAAGUCUGGGCUCACAACUGUACAACACUCUGCACACCAAAGACAAGGCCAGUGUGGCUAUGGUUAAGGAUUGGAAGACAACUACCCCCAUGACGACGGCAGCUGAAAUUAAUGCCAUGUACACUUCCGAUACCACCACACCCAUGCCAAUGGGUUCCAUGGAGGAUGAAUAUGCCUUGACAACCACAAAACCAGAAGUGGGUACCACAUUUGCCCCCACCAUGCCAAUGAACUCGCCCGUCGAUGAUAUGGCUGGUAUGAUGACAGAGAAGACCAUCAACAAUGGCGGCGAAGAGGAAAGCGCCACGCGUCGCAUGGAUGAUACAGCCAUGGAGGAGGAUUUAGAAAUUCAGCCAAGUCUCUUCUCGGAGGUGAAGAAACAAUUACAUGAACUCUUCUCAAUUGAGGAUACCGGGGAUGAUACGGCAGUAACUGCAGCCUUGGCCGCGGUGGGUAAACGCCGUCAGGAAUACACGAAUAUCAAGAGACCCAAGGUGGAGACCACAACAUUUGCGCCACAGCCGGAUUUCACCGAACCCAUGUCGCCAGAGGAUAAAGUUGCCUUCCAUCGAGAGCUAAUGAAACAUGUGGUGUACGCCACAUCGGCGCCGGCCAAGGAAGAGGAGCAGACAUCCGAGGCGGAAAUCUGCUAUAGAGGGCGCUGCAUAAAAUCCGAUGAUUUGCCAGCGAAUCAUAAAUUAAAUUAAUUUGGAUUUUCGGCGUGUGUGUUAAUUAGGUUAACUAGGACUAACUAAAAAAUCCCUCGACUUUUCCUUUAUCCCCACUUCCCCUAGUCUCUCUUCAAUACAAAAAUUACGCUUUGCCUCUUACUUUCUUUUCCCAAAAAAAAUACAUCAAGUCAUACUUAAGUCCAGUUUCUCAUCUUCUUAUCUAGCUAUUUAUUCUCCUCCCCCUUCCCCUCUCCAUUUUAUAAUUUUCGAUAUUUUGUAAUUAUAUUUUUAGUUUUAAUUUAUAACAAAAAUCAGAACAAACAACUUUAAAACGAUUUUCAUGUAAUUAAUUAUUUUAAUUUAAUUCCAUAUCCCCAUUGUAAACCCCCUUCUGUCUUACCUUCCACUAACGAGGACCAAUUGAAAUGUUCUCUUUCAAACCGCCUCUUUAGUGAAAGAUGUGAACGAAGUUUUAUUUUUUCGUUUCUUUGGGUCUGUAACACAAGUUAAACAAAAUUUUCUACAGAUAUUGGAUAUUAUACUCUUAAGUUUUAGUAUUAUUUAUUUUUUAAGUACCUUUUUUUGUAAUAUAAAACAAACAACAACAACAAAUAAUAAUAAUAAUAAUUAAUAAUUUGUACGAUAUACAGAAUAAACAAUUAAUUAUAAAA